Peromyscus maniculatus bairdii (prairie deer mouse) is the source of this 1416-nucleotide messenger RNA. NCBI's taxonomy places the organism in Eukaryota, Metazoa, Chordata, Mammalia, Rodentia, Cricetidae. The record is from RefSeq and is a predicted model, not a curated record.
GGUCCGCUCCAAACAUAACGCGCAGUGGAAAACAUGCGGCUUGGGGGACCCCCCCGCAACCUCCGCUCGGGGCAGAGACCCGAGGGGGCCCGGGGCUGCCGGGGCCACGUGAAGUUUGACAAGGGCCCCCUGGGCCAGACGAGCCGCACCCGAUGCCCCUCGCCCAAGCCCUCCGCGUCCACGGCGGUUCGCGGCUGCGCCCGGCACUGGCGCCGCGACGCUCCCAGGCGCGCCUGGAUGGCAGCCCUACCCCAACCCCCCGCGGCCCAAGAGGCGGCGGCCGGGGCCGGCCCCCGGCCAGGGAAGGCGGGCACUUAUGGGGAGGCGCUUCCGGGUCAGAGGGUGUGCAAGAUGGCGGCGCCCAUGGAGCUCUUCUGCUGGUCGGGGGGCUGGGGGCUCCCGUCGGUGGACCUGGACAGUCUGGCCGUGCUGACCUAUACCAGAUUCACAGGUGCUCCGCUGAAGGUACAUAAGAUCAGCAACCCUUGGCAGAGCCCUUCAGGAACUCUGCCUGCCCUUCGAACCAGUAGUGGAGAGGUCAUCUCAUCGCCACAGAAGAUCAUCACCCACCUUCGUAAAGAGAAGUAUAAUGCCGACUAUGAUCUGUCAGCGCGGCAAGGAGCGGAUACCCUAGCCUUCAUGUCUCUGUUGGAGGAGAAACUGCUCCCUGUACUAAUACAUACUUUCUGGAUAGAUGCCAAGAACUAUGUGGAAGUGACCCGGAAGUGGUAUGCAGAGGCUAUGCCCUUUCCCCUCAACUUCUUCCUGCCGGGCCGCAUGCAGCGCCAGUACAUGGAGCGGCUGCAGCUGCUGUGUGGCGAGCACAAGCCAGAGAACGAGGAAGAACUAGAGAAGGAGCUGUAUCAAGAGGCUCGGGAGUGCCUGACCCUUCUCUCCCAACGGCUGGGCCCUCAGAAGUUCUUCUUUGGCGAUGCCCCUGCCUCCCUGGAUGCCUUUGUCUUCAGCCAUUUGGCCCUGCUGCUGCAGGCGAAGCUGCCCAGUGGGAAGCUGCAGGCCCACCUUCACGGGCUGCACAACCUCUGCGUCUACUGCACCCACAUCCUUAACCUCUACUUCCCCCGAGACGGAGCUGAGGUGCCACCUCCACGCCAGACGCCAGCACCCCCUGAGACCGAGGAGGAGCCCUACCGACGCCGGAACCAGAUCCUGUCUGUGCUAGCAGGGCUGGCAGCCAUGGUGGGCUACGCCUUGCUCAGUGGCAUCGUUUCUAUCCAGCGGGCCACCCCGGCUCGGGCCCCGAGCACCCGGGCCCUGGGCAUGGCCGAGGAAGAUGAAGAGGAAUGAUGGGUUCAUGCUCUUAGGACUGAUUUUUCUACUGUCAUGCAUUCCAGAUGCCCCAUUGUUGGAGCAGCCAAAAAUGGGGUGCUCUCCUUAGAAUAAAGCUGUUCACGCUGA